This is a messenger RNA of Belonocnema kinseyi, 1732 nucleotides long. RefSeq names its product calcium uptake protein 1 homolog, mitochondrial-like (gene MICU1). Gene Ontology annotation, cellular component: uniplex complex. Gene Ontology annotation, molecular function: calcium ion binding. Gene Ontology annotation, biological process: calcium import into the mitochondrion; mitochondrial calcium ion homeostasis. NCBI's taxonomy places the organism in Eukaryota, Metazoa, Arthropoda, Insecta, Hymenoptera, Cynipidae. Bases 153 to 1703 code for a protein of 516 amino acids. The transcript is spliced from 13 exons. The record is from RefSeq and is a predicted model, not a curated record.
UGUUUUUCUUUGUGUUUUCUGGUGUUUUCUCUGUGAAUAUGUAUCAAGAACGCAAUUGGCAAAUAAGAUAUAAAAUUGGUUUUUUACGCUUCUGAAUCUUAGUGGAAAGUUGAAAUCUUAUUUCUUCCUUGGUGCAGGUUGCACAAUGCAAAAUGAUUUUCCACAGCCGAUUUCUGGUAGUAGCUUUGAAAAACGGCUUCAGAAAUUAUGAAAAAUUACAAUGCAGGACUGUAGGUACUUUAACAAAUUUCGUCCAUAGGGACGAUUUAUGCAUCCAGAAAUUGCAACAUCGAUCCUACACAAAUUUUGGUCAUAAAAGGAAGAAACCGAAUCGGGUCCAUGUUUUGUUUACUUCUUUUCUUGUAGGCAUGAUGGUUUACUUCUCGUUCGAUCCUAAUUGGAGAGAUCUAAAAGUAGGCGUCGAAAAAACAUUGGUCCCGCCUGUCGAAGCGGCUGAAAUGAUAAACGAAAAUGGGGAGAGUGUGGACAAUAAGAAUCUGGAACAUGUCGAAUAUGAAGAGCAUAAAAAGAAAAAGAAAAAACAGAAAGUAGGAUUCCGUGAUCGAAAGAUAAUCGAAUAUGAAAAUCGAAUAAGGCAUUAUUCAACGCCAGACAAAGUCUUUCGAUACUUUGCCACUCUUCAAGUCUCAAACCCUGCCAACGAUGCUCACGAAGUUUUUAUGACACCAGACGACUUUUUAAGAUCAUUAACGCCUGGUGUUAAACAACCUGAUGGUCUUGGAUUAGAUCAGUACAAGAGAUAUGAUCCGAAAAUUCAGAAAGUUUUAUCAAAAUCGCAAGCAAAUAAGAAUAUUCAAAACAAGUUGGAAUUAGAGUUGGAUGAGGACAGCAUUUUUUACAAAUUAGGAAGCUCCGGAUUAAUUACGUUUUCUGAUUACAUUUUCUUACUAACUGUUUUAUCAACAUCAAGGCGGCAUUUUGAAAUUGCAUUUAGAAUGUUUGACUUCAACGGCGAUGGAGAUGUUGAUUCCGAAGAAUUCAGCAAAGUCGCGACUCUAAUUAGACAACAAAGUAGUAUUGGAAAUAGACAUCGUGAUCACGCGAACACUGGCAACACUUUCAAAGGUGUAAACUCUGCAUUGACGACUUACUUUUUCGGGCCAAAUAUGAAACAAAAAUUGACGAUCGAGAAAUUCCUCGAUUUCCAACAUCAGCUUCAGAAGGAAAUAUUAAAUCUUGAGUUUGAACGUAGAAAUCCAGAUGAAAGUGGAAAUAUAACCGAAGUUGAUUUUACGGAAUUGUUGCUCGCUUAUGCGGGUUAUCCCGAAAAAAAGAAAGCGCGUAUGCUGAAAAGAGUGAAGAAAACUUUCAGAGAAUCCCCGAAAGGUAUCAGCAAAGAUGAGUAUUUGAAAUUCUUCCACUUCCUAAACAACAUCAACGAUGUUGAUACUGCUCUUACUUUUUACCAUAUAGCUGGAGCUUCUAUUGAUCAAGCAACUUUAAAACACGUCGCAAAAACUGUCGCUCAUGUUGACUUGAGCGAUCAUGUCAUUCAAGUAGUUUACACCAUAUUUGAUGAAAAUAUGGAUGGGCAACUUAGCAAUCGAGAGUUCGUGGCUGUGAUGAAAAAUCGAGUUCUUCGAGGCUUGGAAAAACCGAAAGACACCGGUUUCUUCAAAUUAAUACAAUCUGUAGUCAAGUGCGCGAAAAAUAACUACGCAAGUCCGUUUGAUAGAACAUAGAUUAUAAAUUAAAUAAAUUAAAUAAAUAA